AUUGAGUGAGGUGCAUUAACUUCUAGCUUUUGAAGUGGGACUCAGCCUAUGUCUUUCUAUUGAACAGGUUUGGAGAGUCUGUUUGAAAAGUCUCAUUGGGUCCAGCUGCCAGGGGCUGUUUCCUUGCAGCUUUUUUAUGGUGUUGGGUAAGGCUGGGACACGUGGGGUUAACAUGAUCUCUGUAAACUGAGAAAGUUAAUACUUGAUGGAAUCGGUUACUGAAUAUGUGGUUUUCCUGUACUGAAGAGUCAGGAUGAGAGCAUUGCUGAGCAGCAGAAGAUACUAACCUUGCUCUGUAGGUCGUGUGCAGCUCGCUAUAAUCUACAAUGGCACACAGAGUUUUGCAAUCAAGUGGUGAAACCAAGCUGACUUCUGAAUUUCGAGGCACAAUGUCAGGACCGUCAGCAUUGAAGUGCGACCCCUGCAAACACUAAGAACUACCAGCAGCUGUGUGUCGACCGACGCCCCGUGCCGCUCGCAUAACGAGUGCCCACAGCAUCCUUCCCUCGCCUCUCCCCGCACAAAAAAAAAAAAAAAAAAAAAAAAAAAAAAGUGCGGCGGGGUUUUCCUCCGCGGAUACUUUACCGUGUGGGUGGGACGGAGGUGGGACGCCUCUGCUGGCGGCGGUGGCGGGGGCUGUCCCGCCGCCGCCCGCCCCGCCCCGCCCCGCCGAGGCAAGUGGCGGUGCUCGCCGCCGCGGCCGCACUCGCCGCCGCCGCCACCAUGACGGACCGCUCCACCUUCGACACCAAUGUUAUCACCAUGACCCGCUUCGUGAUGGAGGAAGGCAGGCGGGCCAAGGGCACCGGGGAGUUCACGCAGCUCCUCAACUCGCUCUGCACGGCCAUCAAAGCCAUCUCCACCGCCGUCCGUAAAGCGGGCAUUGCCAACCUCUAUGGAAUUGCUGGGUCUACCAAUGUGACCGGAGAUCAAGUAAAAAAGCUGGAUAUUCUUUCCAAUGACCUGGUGAUUAACAUGCUCAAGUCAUCCUUCAGUACAUGUGUUAUUGUGUCUGAAGAAAACAAAGAUGCUGUGAUAGUGGAAACUGAAAAACAGGGUAAAUACAUAGUCUGCAUAGACCCUCUAGAUGGUUCAUCGAACAUUGACUGUCUUGUUUCCAUUGGGACCAUCUUUGCAAUUUAUAGAAAGGUGUCCCCUGAUGAGCCUUCUGGGAAGGAUGCUUUGCAGCCUGGGCGUAAUCUGGUGGCAGCUGGCUAUGCGCUCUACGGGAGUGCCACCAUGCUGGUACUGGCCACUUCUGCGGGAGGUGUCAACUGCUUCAUGCUGGACCCGGCAAUUGGAGAAUUCAUUUUGGUGGAAAGAGAUGUGAAAAUCAAAAAGAAGGGAAAUAUCUACAGUCUCAAUGAAGGCUAUGCUAAAUAUUUUGAUCCUGCUGUCACAGAGUAUCUCAAAAAGAAGAAAUUCCCUGAGGAUGGCAGUUCACCAUAUGGUGGGAGGUAUAUAGGAUCUAUGGUGGCAGAUGUGCAUCGCACACUGGUGUAUGGAGGAAUCUUCCUGUAUCCUGCUAACUCCAAAAGUCCCAAAGGAAAGCUGAGACUGCUCUAUGAAUGCAAUCCUAUGGCUUUUGUUAUUGAGAAGGCUGGGGGCAUAGCAACAACUGGUCAUCAAGCAGUACUAGAUAUAGUGCCUGAAGAUAUCCACCAAAGAGUGCCUGUUGUCUUGGGGUCUCCUGAUGAUGUGAAGGAGUACCUUGAGAUAGUCAAGAAGCAUUCAGCUAAGUAAAGAAAGCUUGCUGGAUUCACUGUGCACAGGGGAUAAAAUGUCUUACAGCUGAACCAAAGAAUGCGCUGCAGUACUGUGAGAUUGAGCUGUCUGACUUCUGUAGCAAAAAAGCAAAUGAGCCAUAUUUUCAUAAGAUUUUUUUAAAGUGAAAUUAUGUGCAAUUGCAUUGUGCAAUGAAAGGCAUUAAAAGAUUGCAUUAAAGGAAGCAUUAAAAAUAAAAGCAAUGGAAAAAUA
Messenger RNA from Oenanthe melanoleuca, 1977 nucleotides. RefSeq names its product fructose-1,6-bisphosphatase 1. Bases 724 to 1743 code for a protein of 339 amino acids. Lineage: Eukaryota; Metazoa; Chordata; Aves; Passeriformes; Muscicapidae. Gene Ontology annotation, biological process: fructose 1,6-bisphosphate metabolic process; gluconeogenesis; fructose 6-phosphate metabolic process. The transcript has 7 exons. Gene Ontology annotation, cellular component: cytosol; cytoplasm. The record is from RefSeq and is a predicted model, not a curated record. Gene Ontology annotation, molecular function: fructose 1,6-bisphosphate 1-phosphatase activity.